AUGAUUGGGAGGGGAUUGGAACACCUGAAUCACAUGAUUGGGAGGGGAUUGGAACACCUGAAUCACAUGAUUGGGAGGGGAUUGGAACACCUGAAUCACAUGAUUGGGAGGGGAUUGGAACACCUGAAUCACAUGAUUGGGAGGGGAUUGGAACACCUGAAUCACAUGAUUGGGAGGGGAUUGGAACACCUGAAUCACAUGAUUGGGAGGGGAUUGGAACACCGGAAUCACAUGAUAUGGAGGGGAUUGGAACACCGGAAUCACAUGAUUGGGAGGGGAUUGGAACACCGGAAUCACAUGAUUGGGAGGGGAUUGGAACACCGGAAUCACAUGAUUGGGAGGGGAUUGGAACACCGGAAUCACAUGAUAUGGAGGGGAUUGGAACACCUGAAUCACAUGAUAUGGAGGGGAUUGGAACACCUGAAUCACAUGAUAUGGAGGGGAUUGGAACACCUGAAUCACAUGAUUGGGAGGGGAUUGGAGCACCUGAAUCACAUGAUUGGGAGGGGAUUGGAGCACCCGAAUCACUUGAUUGGGAGGGGA
This is a messenger RNA of Staurois parvus, 543 nucleotides long. Lineage: Eukaryota; Metazoa; Chordata; Amphibia; Anura; Ranidae. The record is from the annotation of a GenBank genome assembly.